Penicillium odoratum is the source of this 801-nucleotide messenger RNA. Its product is annotated as SAP18 family protein. Bases 1 to 801 code for a protein of 266 amino acids. Gene Ontology annotation, molecular function: transcription factor binding; transcription corepressor activity. Gene Ontology annotation, cellular component: nucleus. The transcript has a single exon. Gene Ontology annotation, biological process: negative regulation of DNA-templated transcription. NCBI's taxonomy places the organism in Eukaryota, Fungi, Ascomycota, Eurotiomycetes, Eurotiales, Aspergillaceae. The record is from RefSeq and is a predicted model, not a curated record.
AUGGCAGCACCAUCUCGAGAAGGCCCUCAGCCCUCAAUCAACCGCCAGACAACCACUCCCUUCCACCUCAAGCUGUUUUAUCGCGUCAGCAACUUUUACCCCCUUUCAGACUAUAAAAUCCCUUCUCCUCCUCGCCAGCGCGGGGGUCCUGCCAGUGGUUCAAAUGCUCUGCGUGCGCCCUCCCCUCCAACUGCUGCACCACUUCCUCCCCACCUCGAGAUCUACACCUGGCAGUCAUGCACACUUCGGGAGCUCUCACAGCUUCUCACCUCAGCCUUACCCUCAUUACUUCCUGAUUCGCCCAUUGGAACUCGACUUUGCUUUCGUUUGAUUUACCCUGAUGCGCGUGCCGCUGCAAUCGCAGGUCCCGAUGUGCGCGCAGGCCGCUACGUGACAAAAGAACUGGGAAGUGUGGUUAUUGGACAAGGAGAUACCCCAUACCGGUCAGAGGAAGAUGUGGGUGAUGAAAAUGAAGGACGGGCUCGCCCUGCGCUCCGCUUCCAAGGCGGAGAGGCUGACAAAGCCUUGCAGGAUGCGCGAUUCAUAGUUGGAGACUACAUUGAAUGCGCAAUCCUGCCGCCACACGAAGAUGGGUCUAUCGCACCUCCGCUUCGUGCUGGUCCCGGUCCACCUCCCAUGGGCAUGCGCGCUUUCGGGCAGAAUGGAUCUGGUCGGCCGGGUCGCGGUGGUCGUGCAGAUCGCGGCGGACCUCCCAACGUUCCGAUGGGUGAUUGGAGGCGAGGGGAGAGACUCCCCGAAGGAGGUGGUCGGGGGGGUCGUCGAGGAUGGAAUCCUUAUUAA